Molecule: messenger RNA, 2544 nt
Organism: Effrenium voratum
Lineage: Eukaryota; Dinophyceae; Suessiales; Symbiodiniaceae
Source: the annotation of a GenBank genome assembly
AUGUCCUGCUGCAGCCGUGCUGAUGCCUGGCGGCAGGCCGUGAGCGUGUUCGCUUCCUUCGCGGCCUGGCAAGUCCAGCGAGACAGGAUCAGCUUCAACUCUGCCUUGCGCGCCUGUCAGGGAUGCUGGCCACUGGCGCUGCAACUCUUGCAGGAAAUGCCUGCCGCAGGCAUCGAGCCUGAUGCCAUCUCCUUCAACACCGCCCUGGGUGCAGUGGAUAAGGGAGGGGGCGGCUGGCCUGUGGCGCUUUGCUUGCUGGAGGAGAGACAUUCGCCGGACCGGGUCAGCGCGGCCGUGGUGGUGGCCUGCUGCGAAGCAUCCCGCGCUGUGGCGCCGGCUGUGCGCGUGGCUCGCCGGUGCAUCCAGGAGACCCAAGAGCCAGUGGUGCUGCCAGCGCUGCAAGAGGUGGUUCCAAGUUUCGAGCACACCUCCGUGCUGUUGCAAGAGGUGCUGGAGGCCUUUGCGGCGGUGCAGCCGGCUCUGGUGGUGGACUGCACCUUGGGCGGAGCCGGGCAUGGCAAGGCACUUCUGGAGGCCCUUCCGCAGGUGCGUUUGCUGGGCAUCGACCGUGAUCCGGCAGCCUUGGCAGCGGCGGCAGAGCGACUGGCGCCCUUCGGAUCAGAUCGCCAGAGCCCCGCCUGCGGGGUUUGCCGCUCGGACUACCACGGCUGGAAGGGCCUGGAUGGCGACAUUGUGACGCAUGGCCUGCCCUUCACGCCGGGCCAUGAGCUGAGUGGCGUGGUGGUGAAGCUGGGCCAAGGGACCACCAAGUUCCAGGUUGGCGACCGCGUGGCUGUGCCCUUCAUCUUGAGCUGCGGGAACUGCCGCUACUGUGCCAAGGGGCGGCCGACCAUUUGUGAGGCGCAGGCCCAGCCUGGCUUCACCAUGCCCGGGGGCUUCGCAGAGUUCGUGGCGGUGCCGCGGGCCGACCUCAACGUGAGCUUGAUGCCACCCAAGGUCAGCUUUCUCCAAGCCGCGGCCCUGGGCUGCCGCAUGACCACGGCGUACCGUGCGGUGGUGCAGCAGGGCCGGCUGUCUGCUGGGGAGACGGUGGCCGUUUUCGGCUGCGGCGGGCUGGGUUUGUCGGCAGUGAUGAUUGCCGUCGCCGCGGUGGAAAACGUACGUGUCCUGGCCGUGGACACCAGCGAGGAGGCUUGCAGAAAGGCCAUUGAACUAGGAGCCUGGCACGCAUUCAACGCCACCGAAGGUGACGCGCACGUGAGAGCCAAGGUGGCAGAGGUCACGGGGGGCAUGGGCUGCGACCUCACCUUGGACGCCGCCGGCUUCGCGGCCACCUGCGAGAACGCGGCACACUGCGUGCGCCGUGGGGGGCGAAUGGUGCAGGUUGGCCUACCCUUACAUGGCAGGGAGCCUUGCAUGCCCAUGGCGAGGGUGGCCAACCAGGAGAUCGAAAUCAUCGGCUCCCACGGCCUGGCGGCCCGUGACAUGCCGCAGCUGCUGUCCAUGGUGGCCGCAGGUAAGCUGCUCCCGGAGAAGCUGGUGCUUCGUGAGGUGAGCUUAGAAGAAGGCGCCCAGGCCAUCGAGGCUAUGGAGAAGGGCUCGCCCCUAGGCAUCACCAUGAUUACGCGCUUCAAGGAGGGCAGCGAGCCGCCCGAGAAGCGUGCCAAGACGGCUUGCGUGCACCUGGCGAGGGCCAACUUCGCCCAGCUGCCAGAGGCGCUGCAAGCCAGCGGCUUCGACCUGCCGUGCGAAGGGCUGCUGGCGGACUUGGGCGUUUCUUCACCUCAGCUCGACCGUGGCGAGCGCGGCUUCAGCUUUCGUUUGGAUGGACCACUGGACAUGCGCAUGGAUGCUUCAGACGGCAUCCGGCCAGCCUCAUGGUACAUUGCCAACCUGCCACCGCAGCAGCUGGCUGCGCAUCUUUGCGAGUUGGGUGAGGAGGAGCCCGGCUUCGCCCAGCGCGUGGCGGAGGCGCUCUGUGCCGCCAAGCCCCAGCGCACCCGCGAGGCAGCCCUCAUCAUUGAGGAGUGCGCCCGCGACCUUCCGCGAGGGCGAGUUCAUGUGGCAACCAAGACUUUCCAAGCUCUGCGGAUUCUGGUGAACGGUGAACUAAGCGCCUUGGAGGGCUUGUUGCAGAAUGCGGAGGAUGUCUUGGUACCGGGAGGCUUACUUGCCAUCAUCACCUUCCACUCCUUGGAGGAUGACCUUGUCCGGCGCAAGGUGCGGGGCACGUCGCUGGCCCGUGGUGGCGGCCAGACCUCAUGCUGGAUUCCGGCGGGAUCUCGGGAGGGCCUGCGGCCCAGCGAGGGGGAGGUGGCCUCCAAUCCAAGGCGUGAGUGCAACAUCGGGCUGUGGCCAGGAGCAGAAGCGCGCGGCUGCGGCUGGCAGUUCGAGCAGGAAUGGGGCAUUGGGAGCUUGACAUCCUACUGUCAGUGCUUCAACUUCAGUGUGAAGCGCUACACCAUUGCCGGGCACGGGCUUCAGAUGCACAGAGAGUGGGACAGCUUCCAGAUCCUUGAGGAUGGCAGCGCCGGCCCCAAGCGCCUCAGGUUUUGCGGAGUUUCUUUUGCGCCGCUGGCCUAG